AUGCCAACCGGAGUACAAAAGCCUACCCGUCGUUUUCAUAAGAAAUCCCGCACCGGUUGUACGCAAUGUCGGUCCCGUCGGAUCAAAUGCGAUGAGACGCAUCCAGUUUGUCGAAACUGUCAACGUGCAGGCAUGGUCUGUCAUUAUACUGUGCAGAGCUCGCCAAACACAGGAGCAGCUCAGAGCAUCCCCGGGCCGUUGUCACUUCCCGAGUCCCGUACAUCUUUUGAUAUGCUGGACUUGACUCUGAUGCACCACUACACAGCCGUGACAUCUGUCUCGCUCUUCGGCGAGGAACAGAAGGAGCUCUGGCAGGCAGAGGUUCCGACGAUGGCGUGUUCAAGCCCGCUGCUCAUGCAUGGGUUAUUAGCCACUGCUGCCCUACACAUGGCAUUCUUCUGUAAAGACUCGCCGUCCGCAUUUAUAAACCGCGCAUUGCAUCACCAUAGUCUUGGACUGGAACUGUUCAAUGCUGAGAUCUCGACCCUUUCGGCGGAAAAUGGCAAGAGCCCUCUAUUGUUCACGUUCGGUCUUAUCUUGGUGAUCUGGGCGUACGCAUCUCCAACCCUCCCAAAUGCCGUCACCACCACCGCAGACGAGUCAGACCUGGACACACUUCUCUCUUCUCUGGACCUUGUCCGCGGCAAUAAAAUAAUCUUUGAAAUCUCCGCCGAGAUCAUACUCUCCCAACCAAUUGGCCGCUUCUUGAAACCACUCGAAGAAUUCGCCCGUCCACGCGCUCUCCCACAGCCGAUACAGGCAGCGCUGACAGAUCUACGCAAGAAUGUUGAUGACUUUGUCGAAUCAAUGGCAAUUGACCAGCUCGAGCGGUAUCUACUAGAUACAGUCUCUACCUCUGCCAAUGACAUGCGCCGACCUCUUGGCUGGCCAGCCCUGGCCGAGGCACCCUUCUGGGAACGCGUUCGCAAACAUAGGCCCGCCGCGCUGCUGAUCUUUAUGCACUAUGCCAUAAUUUUGGCCUACUAUGAGCCGCGGACUUGGUGGAUGCAGGGGUGGUCUGAAAGGCUGGUUGGCGCUGUCAACCAUGUGCUGGUCAAGCAGGACAAGAACCGGCCUGACUGGGGCUUUUGUGCGGGGAGGCCUGAGCGCAACCGACGCACUGCCGCCGUGAAGCCUUCAUCCGACUCGGUCGCUCCCCGGCUAAUCCUACCGUGA
This is a messenger RNA of Aspergillus nidulans FGSC A4, 1176 nucleotides long. Its product is annotated as Zn(II)2Cys6 transcription factor. Lineage: Eukaryota; Fungi; Ascomycota; Eurotiomycetes; Eurotiales; Aspergillaceae. The record is from RefSeq and is a predicted model, not a curated record. Gene Ontology annotation, cellular component: nucleus. Bases 1 to 1176 code for a protein of 391 amino acids. The transcript is spliced from 3 exons. Gene Ontology annotation, molecular function: DNA binding; zinc ion binding; DNA-binding transcription factor activity, RNA polymerase II-specific. Gene Ontology annotation, biological process: regulation of DNA-templated transcription; positive regulation of transcription by RNA polymerase II; DNA-templated transcription.